This is a messenger RNA of Melanotaenia boesemani (Boeseman's rainbowfish), 1413 nucleotides long. RefSeq lists its product as uncharacterized. The record is from RefSeq and is a predicted model, not a curated record. Lineage: Eukaryota; Metazoa; Chordata; Actinopteri; Atheriniformes; Melanotaeniidae. Bases 158 to 781 code for a protein of 207 amino acids. The transcript has 5 exons.
CCGCUCAGUUUGACUUGCUCAGCACGUCAGCCUCACAAUUUCCAGUUUCCUCUCAGAGCUCAGCUUUUCAGCAUUUUGUUAAACUGUGGUGAGCCGUGACGGGUUUUUCUCUUUAAGUUCAUUUUCUAACCAAACAGCAAGGAGACGCACAGCUGAGAUGGCGUUUAGCAGCUCCAGCAUCUGCUUCGUCUUCACAGUUUAUCAGGUCUUCAUCUUCCACCUGAGCCACGGUUUUGAAGUGAUCCAACCAGAGACCGUCAGCCUGGACCAGUUAGCCAUAAUCAGCUGCCAGCACACUUCUGAUGGGAAAGUGAAGGAUGUUCAGCUAAAACGUGAUUCAGGCACACUUUGCCAGAGAGGACAGAAAACAUGUAGAAACAUUUCCAUGUAUGAAGAAAAUCCUAAGAAAUAUGUUUUCAUCUUGUUCAACAUUGCACCAAAAGAAAUGAGCUUGACUUAUGUGUGCGAGUUCUCGGUGGAAGAAAAUGGUGUGGAUUACCAAGAAGAAGGAAGAGGAACUAAACUACUGCAAGGUCAAAAACAAAAAGAGAAGGAAUGUCCCCUCCCACCUUCCCUUCCUCCUCAUCCUCCUCAUCCUCCUGUUGCUGAUCAGCUGAUGUGGAUUCUGAUUGGUCUGCUGGGCUUCAUGUUCCUGUACAGCUUCGUCAUCACCUGCUGCUUCAUCAGACUGAUGAUCAGCAGGAAGGUUUGUGAGGAUCCCACCUACGUAGAGAUGAGGAAGGCUCCUCUGGCACACGGCUUGGAUGGUUAUUGUGCGUAGCUGCUCCAUCAGCACUGUGGUCACGCCGAGCAUCUUCAUGGAGGUCGUUGUUGUACCGCUGAGGAUGACCAGCAGGGGGAGACAAAGACUGCCUGACCUGUUCAGUCUGUCAUGAUUUUACCCAGAACAUUAAUACGAAUUAUCAAUAAUCUGACUUUUUAUUGAUUGAUUCCUUGUAAAUUAGAGUUAAAGUGGCCUUAAUCUGGUUUUAUUCUUUAAACUGCUCCAUUGUUUGCAUUUCCUUUAUUUUAUACAGUGUAAUCUACAGUUUGUUUGUCCAUGUCAAUGCAUUAACACACAUUACAGUACUAUUUUUAUUAUUGCUAUUAUUACUUCUUUAUAUGAUUAUUCAUUUUACGGAUCCUGGUUGAUGCCUCUACAUUGUCUCUAAUGGUACGACUGGGCUUUGCCAGCAUUGUCAAUCCAUGUCAUUUAAAUAAGGACUAACUCCUGCCUGACGAUAGUUUUUAAGGUGGAAAUAAUGUAAAAACCUGCAAGCAGCCACAGUAAAAUGGUUUUGACUUUAUACAAACAGUGAGAGAAAACAUGGAGGGUUAAAAGCUGUUCAUUUCUUUAUUAUCACAUAUGGAUUUGUUGUUUAUUAUCAAUAAAAGAUGGAAAAGAGAAUCCGG